GCCACCUGUGGUGUUCCUCUUUUAUUGACGGACGAAAAUCAGCUUGGUACUUCAAGAAAUAGAAAUGAUUUGUAACGAUUUUUGAAAUUUAAAUCUUAACCGCAGUAGAUAACUUUGGAUUGCAUUUGUUUGUAAAGUUUUAAAUUUGAAAGAAUGUGAAUAAUAAAAAUAUCAGUUAAAUAUCUAUAAUAUAUUAAACAAUAAAUUAAUCAAAAGUGAAGUGAUAUUAGGAUAUAACGAAAAUAAAGAUUUAAGCAGGAAUUAUUGUGAUGUGAUAUGUAUAACUAAUUUGACGCCACUUUUACCCAUAUACCAUAAAAUAAAUAUGUAAUCAUAUAUAAAAACGGUGGAAAAACAAUUAAAGUCUAAAUAAUGCAUCAAUCAAGCCGAAAAUUCGAGUAGGAGCAUUUAUCUCAGUAUAAUUUUAGCUCGUACAUCAUUGCUGAUGUAUUUAUUAGCGAUUUAAACCAAUUUAGGUACAAUUAGCGCUCAACUACUUUUAUUUAUUGCGCCAUACAGUUUCUGUACGGUUUCGAGAAAGCGUUUGCCCUCGCUAUUGAGUUUCACUUUCGAAACUGAUAAGCCAACAGGAAGGGCAAAGAAGGACAGGUGUACACGUGACACGGGUAUGUUGAUGAGGUUGUAUAAUAUAGAUAAACAUAAGAGUUAUUACUUCAAAAAUUUGAUGGAAAACAUACCCAUUUUAUAACCAUAUGCGAGACUUCAAUCAUUGCUCGAGAAGAAGGAAUAUUUUCUAUUACCGGCAUGACACUUUACCGACAAUCAGAAGUGGUGUAAACACUUCCCAUUACAUCUCUCUGUUAUAUAUUUUGGAUAUACCUGUUAAAAUAUUAAAAUUUAUCUUUGAAACAAAUUAUUCUCAGAAAGUUCUAAUAGUAUUCACGUGCAAGUGUAACUAAUUUUGCUGGAAAUAACCCAAAGAGACGCUUACAAUGCCAAGACGACGUAAAGAGCACAAAGAAAGUGAAGACGAUGACGAUUGUUCAAUAAGGAAGUCAUCAAAACAACAUCAUCCAAUUCAAAGACACGCUGCAAAUGAAAGGGAGCGUAGCAGAAUGAGAGUUUUAAGUAAAGCAUUUUCAAAAUUAAAGACAACGUUACCAUGGGUACCGUCAGACACGAAAUUAUCAAAAUUAGAUACUUUAAGACUUGCAUCUAGUUAUAUUGCACAUUUAAAACAAAUAUUGGAUGGUAACGAAGAAGAAGAACAGUGUAAUCAACCAAGUACUAUACAUCCGCUUAACCUGACAUGGCCGUUUAGUUUUCAAGGCAAAGUGGAACAUAAUGGUUUCUCACAUAUGGAUAAUGGUAAAAGUGAUAAAGACUCUAGCAGUGCGAUGUCAGAGGAUCAAAACUUAGACGACCUUGUUACUGGAUCGCCGUAGAAUAAUUUAAUAGCCGCAGAAUGUCAUUUGGAUCAUUUUAAUUUCGUUGAGUGACUUGGACUAUCGUUGAGUAAAUUAUUCGAAUUUUUACCGGAAAGUGAAUUUUGCUGAUGUCAUUGUUAACUAUUAUCACAAUGCAACUCAUGAUACUAGAUUUUGUGAUAGUGGUACACAGAGAACGAUUAGAGGAUAACAUUGUUAUUCUAUAUGGAAAUUUUGUAUUUAAAUCAUAUUAUAGAAAUAUCUAAAUGCGAUGACAUUUUGCACUCUUUUACUUUGAUCGGUCGGUGUCAUUUAUACUCUACAGCAAACAUACUGGAUGACAUUAUGUUUCAACUGAUUAAGAUUUUAUUCUAAAUUUGUGCAGACUGAAAACAUUUCCAAAGAUGGCAAUGUUCGAAAUUAGUAUUCAUUAGUAAUCUUCGGUUGCCAUUCUUCCGCUUUUACAAGAUAAAAAAUGAAAAAACAAACUGUGUAACAGUUCAUUGUGUGAGCUUUUGGUUUUAUAUGAGAUGUAUAUAAUGUACUAUAUGUUUCGGAUAAUUCUUAAUGUGGACAUGUAGAAAUAUUUCUCUGAAGGAAAUAUAUAUACAAAGAAUUCAUCGCUGUCUAAGGAUAUAUAAUAUGUCAAAUUUUGACCUCUCGAGAAGAGAAUAAAUCUUUUCUCCUUUUCAACCAUAAAUCUUGCUUUCCACUAAACUUCAAACGGUGUAACUGUAAAGACAACAUUUGUGUGAAAAUUAGUAUAAAUUUGACGUAAAGUCCCGAACGGUUAUGUUUGCAACAAGGUCUUAUGCCGGAAUUAAAAACCAAUAUGUGCCAAAGUGUAGAGAUGUUGUAAUAAAUAAUAUAUGACAGGUUGUUCAUAUGAGAAAAAUAAAUUUGUUUGUAAUGAA
Ruditapes philippinarum (Manila clam) is the source of this 2302-nucleotide messenger RNA. RefSeq names its product transcription factor 21-like. Gene Ontology annotation, biological process: developmental process; regulation of transcription by RNA polymerase II. The record is from RefSeq and is a predicted model, not a curated record. The coding region runs from base 954 to 1406 and encodes 150 amino acids. Gene Ontology annotation, molecular function: protein dimerization activity; RNA polymerase II transcription regulatory region sequence-specific DNA binding; DNA-binding transcription factor activity, RNA polymerase II-specific. Lineage: Eukaryota; Metazoa; Mollusca; Bivalvia; Venerida; Veneridae. The transcript has 2 exons.